Zea mays is the source of this 2119-nucleotide messenger RNA. RefSeq lists its product as uncharacterized. The transcript has 4 exons. NCBI's taxonomy places the organism in Eukaryota, Viridiplantae, Streptophyta, Magnoliopsida, Poales, Poaceae. The record is from RefSeq and is a predicted model, not a curated record. The coding region runs from base 668 to 1447 and encodes 259 amino acids.
AUAUAUAUAUAUAUAUAAUAUCGCUAUAUACGUGUACAUAUAAAAUAACAAUAAUAAUUUUCGCUUUCGCUACGGCCCUGCUAGCUAGCUAGCUCUGAGUGCUGCGCGGCGCGAUAUAUACUUUGGGACAACGACGACGACGACGCCGCCGAGAAAAUUCUUGGAUUUCCAGAAGGCCCCGAUCGAUCGACCGAGGCGGCGAAUCAUCCGUCCACUCGCUGGCCUCACCACCUCCCCGUGCGCAGCCGUCGUCGUCCUCUCCUCCCUUAUCGAUCGGGUUCCGGUUCCGGCCGCUCAACUCUUCUAGUCUUCUUCCUUCCUUUCCUUCCUUUCUCCCCCGUCCCGCUCUGGCCUCCUGCGUCCUGCUGCCCUGUGAUUGAAGCAGGCAACGGCCGGCUGUUGGGACGGUAGAUAAAUAGUAAAUCGGUUGAUACUACUGCUGCUGCUGCUAUUAACCGCUCGGGCUGGCCGGGGCCCCCCUCCUCCUCCUGUUGCUUCGAUUCCAUCACACAUCAGCUUGGUGCAUUCGUCUUCCUGCUUCCUCCUUGCUUCGUCUCUCUUCAGUUCAGUCUCCCCUUGGAGCGAGGAUGCCUUGUGCAGCCUGGUCUGCAGGGCGGGGCUGAGUCGUCGUCGUCGGUGCAAAGACGACUGAGGGAAAUAUAUAUAUAUGUCAGCUGCUGCUGUAGCUCUGGAGGAACCUGCUGUACAAAUGGUGAUGGUGAGCGUGGCGAGCCCGAGGAGCCCGGCGGUGCGGUCGGAGGAGGACCUGGGCCCGGCGUGGCUGCGGCCGCUGCUGGGCACGAGCUUCUUCGUGCCGUGCCGGCUGCACCCGGAGCUGAGCAAGAACGAGUGCAACCUCUUCUGCCUCGGCUGCUGCACGGGCGACGCCCUCUGCGCCUACUGCCUGCCGGCGCACCGAGACCACCACGUCGUCCAGAUACGUCGGUCGUCGUACCACAACGUGAUCCGGGUGUCGGAGGUGGGGAAGCUGAUCGACAUCUCCCACGUGCAGACGUACGUGAUCAACAGCGCCAAGAUCGUGUUCCUCAACGGCCGCCCGCAGGCCAGGCCCGGCAAGGGCGUCACCAACACCUGCCAGAUCUGCUGCCGGAGCCUCCCGGACUCCUUCCGCUUCUGCUCCCUCGGAUGCAAGCUGGGAGGGAUGCAGUGGGACCCGAGCCUGACGUUCGCCAUACGGCCGAAACGCGGGCAGGGAUCCGGCGACGACGGCGGCUCCGGCUCCGACGACUCGUUCAGCCCCAAGAAGCCACGGAGGAUGGCCGGGUUCGACCUCGGCCGCUUCGAGCGGCCGGGCGGCAUCCGGUGGUCCGACGACGAGGGCAGCAGGUCCAACAACGGGCUCAUCACGCCGGGGACACCGCCGAUCAACCGGUGCCGGCCGUCCAGGAGGAAGGGCAUCCCCCACCGCGCCCCGUUCUACGGUUAGCUCGCUCGUCUAAGCUCCUCCAGCGGUUGGAGUGCAACACCCAGUCGUCGUCGUCGUCAACCUUUAAAAUAAUACAGUAAAACUCUUCAGCCAGCACGAGAUGAUGCUGUGUGACACUCAUCAGGUCUGAGCAGUGAAGUGAUCCAAAAUCUGCUGCUGGUGGUAGGUCACCAUAUAUAGCUAGGUACAUAUGUUUAGAGCUAUAGCUUGUUACAUAAUAGAUAUAUAGUUGUAUACAUGCAUACAUACACUACACAAAUAAUGUAGGCGAAAGAUAUAUGUACAUGCCAGUAUAUUGACAAGGGUUGUCAGUAUCUGUAUAGACAUAAUCUCAAAAAAGGAGAUAGAAACGUAGGUAGGGUUUGGAUUUCAUUAUUAGCUUGGCUAGUAGUAGUAGUGGUCGAGAUUGAUAUGUGAAAAGGAACAAGCAUCAUGUAUUUAUCUCAGUUUGUAGUAUUUGCCUGCUUGCCUCCGCCACCCAAUGCGUUUAUUAGCGUUGUGGUGCGAAGCUAAGAGUUUUUGUUAAUCUCCUCCUUAAUUAGGAGCUUAAUCUGAUGUAAACAGAGUGUAUGUAUGUAUGUAUAUACACACACAAGUAUGGCGUAUGUAUAUGUUUGUGUACCAUCAGAAAUUGAAGAAAGAUAUGGGGAAGAAAUACCUUGUGGGGGUGUA